Molecule: messenger RNA, 732 nt
Organism: Miscanthus lutarioriparius
Lineage: Eukaryota; Viridiplantae; Streptophyta; Magnoliopsida; Poales; Poaceae
Source: the annotation of a GenBank genome assembly
AUGUCGCUGUGGAUUCUUGAUCCUGCUGGACGUGAUGCAACUGUUUUGAGAGAAGCUCUAAGUGGUGAAACUGUGGAUCUGAGAGCAGCCACUGAGAUUAUAUGUUCCAGGACACCAUCACAGUUGCAAAUAAUGAAACAGACUUAUUAUGCUAGAUUCGGUACAUAUCUUGAGCAUGACAUUGGUCACCACACAUCUGGCGAUCACCAGAAGCUUUUACUUGUCUAUGUGGGGAUUCCACGCUAUGAAGGUCCUGAGGUUGAUCCUACCAUUGUGACACAUGAUGCAAAGGAUUUGUACAAAGCUGGUGAGAAAAGGCUGGGCACGGAUGAGAAGACUUUUAUCCGUGUUUUCACUGAACGCAGUUGGGCACACUUGGCAUCUGUUUCUUCUGCUUACCAUCAUAUGUAUGACCGGAAAUUAGACAAGGUUAUCAAGAGCGAAACAUCUGGAAACUUUGAAUUUGCACUUUUGACUAUCCUCAGAUGCGCGGAAACCCCAGCAAAGUAUUUUGCUAAGAACCCUGGUCAGUUUAAAGUGUAUUCUGGUGGACUUGCAUGGAAGAGACAAGGUGGAGGAAAGACCAUUGAGAUUGACAAAGCUGAUGUAACCGCAGUUACUUGGAUGAAAGUCCCCAGAGCAUAUCAGCUUGGAGUCAGGAUUAAGGAUGGCCUGUUCUACAGAUUUAUUGGCUUCCGUGAACAGGUCCCCCCUCUCCGCGCGUGCCUUUAA